AUGGUCGAUGCUGGUAAAAAUUGUAAAGACUAUAUUAGUGAUACAUUCAAGAAGUAUUAUAAUUAUUUUGAGAGAACUUUCAGCAGAGAAACCCUUUUUAUGGGGAUGAAACAAAGAACUCGGCACAGGAUGCCAAAAAAGGAAGAAGAUCCGAAUGUGUCUUCAAAUGAUGAACCAAAUCUUAAUGAAGAAACUAGAUCCAAUGAUAUUCCUAGAAAUACAGCCCAAUCUGGAAGCAACAAUGAUUUCAAUUACGGCCCACAAAAUCAUUCCAGAAGUUUUAGAAGCAUAGUUAUCGGUUCAACAAUUGCUGGGGCGGCUGUUGGUGUCGGUGUUGGAUAUGCAGUCGCAGGGCGCGCAGGUGCUCUUGUUGGGGGUGUGGUUGGUGCUGUGACUGGUGCUGUGGCCGGAUCCGUUAUUUACGCUUCUCAUGUUGUUGUUAAAACUUGUGAAGCUGUUAUUUCUGCAUGUAAAGCAAUAGAAGUUGUUUGCAAUGUCAUUGCUUCUAGUCUUAAUGAAGUUAAAAAAGCAGCUUCCAAUUAUUGCAAUAAAGCCAAGGAAGGCAUUAAGUGUGCUUGGAAUUGGGCCAAAGGAUGGUUUAGUUAA
Meloidogyne enterolobii is the source of this 606-nucleotide messenger RNA. Lineage: Eukaryota; Metazoa; Nematoda; Chromadorea; Rhabditida; Meloidogynidae. The record is from the annotation of a GenBank genome assembly.